Molecule: messenger RNA, 1791 nt
Organism: Lactuca virosa
Lineage: Eukaryota; Viridiplantae; Streptophyta; Magnoliopsida; Asterales; Asteraceae
Source: the annotation of a GenBank genome assembly
AUGGCUGAAAUCGUUCUUUCUGCAUUAUUGACAGUAGUCUUUGAAAAACUUGCCUCCGAAAACUUGAAGAAGAUCGCUCGCUCCACGGGAGUCGAUUCUGAGCUCAAGAAAUUGAAGAGGUCACUAGACCAGAUCCAAGAUCUGCUUAAUGAUGCUUCUCAGAAGGAAAUAUCUAAUAAAGCUGUUAAAAGAUGGUUGAAUGGUCUCCAACAUUUGGCUUAUGACAUACACGACCUACUUGAUGAUUUGGCAACCGAAGCUAUGCAUCGUGAGUUGACUGAGGAAUUUGGAGCCUCCACCAGCUUGGUAAGAAAGCUAAUUCCAACAUGUUGCACAAAUUUCUCACUAAAUACUAGGAUGCAUAACAAGUUAGUUAAUCUUACCAUUAAGUUACGAGAGCUGGUAGAGGAAAAAGAUAAUCCUGGUUUAAGUGUGAAAGGUGAAAGCCCAAAACAGACGAACAGAAGAUUACAGGCCUCUUUGGUAGAUGCAUCUAGCAUUAUUGGUCGUGAAGGUGAUAAGGAUGCAUUGCUCCAUAAGCUACUGGAGGAUGAACCAAGCGACAAAAACUUUAGCAUCGUGGCCAUAGUUGGCAUGGGUGGGGUAGGUAAGACCACUCUAGCUAGACUUUUGUAUGACGAGAUUCAAGAGAAGGAUCACUUCGAACUCAAGGCGUGGGUUUGUGUUUCUGAUGAGUUUGAUAGAUUCAAUAUAAGCAAAAUUAUCUUCCAAUCAGUAGGUGGUGGAGACCAAGAGUUUAAGGACUUAAACCUGCUUCAAGUAGCUUUAAAAGAGAAGAUCUCAAAGAAACGGUUGCUUCUUGUUCUUGAUGACGUUUGGAGUGAAAGCUAUGCCGAUUGGGAAAUUCUAGCACGUCCAUUUCUUGCAGGGGCACCGGGAAGUAAGAUUAUCAUGACGACCCGGAAGCUGUCGUUGCUAACCAAGCUCGGUUACAAGCAACCUUACAACCUUUCCGUUUUGUCACAUAACAGUGCUCUGUCUUUAUUCUGUCAGCAUGCAUUGGGUGAAGGUAACUUCGAUUCACAUCCAACACUUAAACCACAUGGCGAAGGUAUUAUCGAAAAAUGUGCCGGUUUGCCAUUGGCUUUGAUCGCACUUGGGAGGUUGUUGAGGACAAAAACAGACGAGGAAGAAUGGAAGGAUUUGUUGAAUAAUAAAAUAUGGGAGUCAGGUAAGGGAGAUGAGAUUGUUCCGGCUCUUAAACUAAGCUACAAUGAUCUCUCUUCCCUUUUGAAGCAGUUGUUUGCAUACUGUUCCUUGUUCCCAAAAGACUAUGUGUUUGAUAAGGAAGAGUUGAUUCUGUUGUGGAUGGCAGAAGGGUUUUUGCAUCAAUCAACCAUAAGCAAGUCGAUGGAACGCUUGGGCCAUGAAGGUUUUGAAGAGUUGUUGUCAAGAUCAUUUUUUCAACAUGCACCUGAUGACAAAUCAUUGUUUGUGAUGCAUGAUAUCAUGAAUGACUUGGCAACAUCUGUGGCAGGAGAUUUUUUUUCAAGGUUAGACAUUGAGAUGAAGUGGGAAUUUAGGAAGGAAGCUUUGGAAAAGCACCGCCAUUUCUCAUUUGUUUGUGAGAGAUACAUGGUUUACAAAAGGUUCGAGGCAUUCAAAGGAGCUGGAAAUUUGAGAACAUUCUUAGCAAUUUAUGCUGUGAAAAAAGAAAGUUGGAGAACAUUUUACUUAUCAAAUAAGGUCCUUGAUGACUUACUUCAAGAGUUACCUUUGUUAAGGGUCCUCUGUUUGUGUCAACUUAGUAUAAGCGAGUUACCGAAUUGA